AUGCAGGCCCAAAGUGAGGAGAUGAAACUGACAGUCCAACAACGACUGACAAGACAGAAGGAAGCAGUGGCUUGCAGGAUGAAGAAACUAGACGCCAAGCAAAAUGAAAUUAAAAAAAAGUACUCAGCGAUCCAGGAGAACAUUGAGAGGAAGUAUGAGGAGAUGAGGAGAGUGUUGGAGGAAGACUGUAGGAUCACUCUUUCUCUGCUGGAGAUGGAGGAGAAGGCUACAGUCCAGGCCCUGGAUGACUUCACGGAGAGAAACUGUGCUGUCCUCAGUGAAAUAGAGUUCCGGCUGAGUGAGGGGUUGAUGGACAGUGACAUACAGUCGGGAGACCUGGUCCCAGAACUUGAGGACAGGGUUGAGGACUUGUUGAAGGUUACAGACCCAGGCCUCGUGAGACUUGACGAGGUAAAGGCGGAGCAGAUACUGGACCGAACCAACAACCUGCUGCUGUUUAUCCGCUCUCAAACCCCCAUCGUUAAGAGACUACUCAAGAGCUGCUUGGCUGAGGUGACCUUAGACCCAACCACAGCUCAUCCCAAGCUGAUCAUUUCCCCAACGCAGAAUAGCGCCACCUUUACCAGUGUGUGGCAGGAGGUACCUGACUAUGAGGGCCGGUUUGACACCACCCUCAAUGUCCUGAGCCUGCAGAGCUGGGACACAGGCCGUCAUUACUGGGAGCUGGAUGUGAAGGGGAAGGUGUACUGGGAGCUGGGCCUCACCUACCCCUCCAUCCCGCGCAAGGGCCGCCAGGAGGACUGCUGGCUUGGCCGGAGAGACGAGUCCUGGUGCGUGGAGUUCUUUGAUGGAGACUACACAGCCUGGCAUGGCGGCAAAGCCCAUCCACUGCCUGUUUGUACUCAGUUUAACCGCAUUGGGGUCUUUUGCAGUUUCCCCGCAGGACUGGUGAUGUUCUUUGGGGAGGACAGCAUGACACCUCUGUUUGCUUUCUGUACUGGGACGUUCACAGACCGCCUACAUCUGGCUCUGUGUCCAGGACACGAUCUUCAAGGAAGUAACUCACAGCCUAUUAAAAUCUGCAACACAUCUCAUGCAAAGUCAUAG
This is a messenger RNA of Pygocentrus nattereri (red-bellied piranha), 1068 nucleotides long. RefSeq names its product E3 ubiquitin-protein ligase TRIM39. NCBI's taxonomy places the organism in Eukaryota, Metazoa, Chordata, Actinopteri, Characiformes, Serrasalmidae. The record is from RefSeq and is a predicted model, not a curated record. The transcript is spliced from 6 exons. Gene Ontology annotation, molecular function: protein binding. Bases 1 to 1068 code for a protein of 355 amino acids.